AUUAAAAUCCUAUUCCUCUUCCAAUCUCAAACAUUUCCCUCCCUAUCUUCCCCGUUCUUCAUAAACUCUUUUUUAAUAAUGACCUCAUCUUCUUCUCCAGAACACCCACACAUUCCCCUGCCUCUCAAACCCAUCCCCGGCACCAAUGGCUUCCCCAUCUUUGGACCCAUCAAAGAUCGCUACCAUUACUUCUACAUCCAAGGCAGAGAAACCUUCUUCCGAUCUCGAAUGGCUAAAUACAAUUCCACUGUCUUCCGUACCAACAUGCCGCCAGGUCCCUUCAUCUCUUCCAAUUCCAAAGUAAUCGUCCUUCUAGACGCCCUCAGUUUUCCGAUCCUCUUUGACACCACUAAAGUCGAGAAACGCAACGUUCUCGAUGGAACUUACAUGCCCUCCCUUGCCUUCACCGGAGGAAUUCGUACUUGUGCUUUCUUAGACCCAUCUGAGACAGAGCACUCUGUUCUCAAACGCCAUUUCCUCAAUUUUCUUGCCUCUCGUCACCACCAAUUCAUUCCUCUCUUUCGAACCUCCAUCUCCGAGAUGUUUGAUAAACUUGAAAAGGAAUUAAAAAACAAUAACGUCGCCAAUUUUAAUCCCGUCAGUGAUUCAGCAUCCUUUGAUUUCAUCUUUCGAUUGCUUUCCGAUCGCAGCCCCAAUAAGAAUUUCAUCUCCGAGGGACCGGGUUUAGUCGACCGAUGGCUUACUAUGCAGCUCGCUCCAUUAGCGACUCUCGGUUUGCCCAAAAUUUUCAGCUGCUUUGAAGAUCUCAUCAUCCAUACUUUCCGUUUACCGUUCGCACUCGUUAAAAGCGCUUACAGGAAGCUUUACGAAUCGUUUUACGAGUCGUCGGGUACAUUUCUAGACGAAGCCGAGAAACAGGGAAUAAACAGAGAGAAAGCAUGUCAUAAUUUAGUGUUUCUAGCUGGAUUCAACGCAUACGCCGGAAUGAAAGUGCUGUUUCCGAUUCUGCUAAACUGGGUCGGAUCUGCCGGCGAGGAACUUCAUCGGAAACUAGUCAGCGAAAUCAGAUUUUGA
Molecule: messenger RNA, 1035 nt
Organism: Cucumis melo (muskmelon)
Lineage: Eukaryota; Viridiplantae; Streptophyta; Magnoliopsida; Cucurbitales; Cucurbitaceae
Product: allene oxide synthase 3-like
Exons: 2
Coding region: 79-1035 (318 amino acids)
Biological process (GO): sterol metabolic process
Molecular function (GO): heme binding; iron ion binding; monooxygenase activity
Source: RefSeq, a predicted model, not a curated record